Molecule: messenger RNA, 6684 nt
Organism: Magnusiomyces paraingens
Lineage: Eukaryota; Fungi; Ascomycota; Dipodascomycetes; Dipodascales; Dipodascaceae
Exons: 1
Coding region: 1-6684 (2227 amino acids)
Source: RefSeq, a predicted model, not a curated record
AUGAUCUUAGACUCUUACUCAUCAUCCAUCGUCUUUGAAUAUUUACACACUAUUGAUGGAAUUUACUCCCCAUUCUACAGUCUUUGUUCCGCAACCACUACCUCAGAACCUGAGUCUUCUUCUGAGUCUUCUUCUGAGUCUUCUUCUGAGUCUACUUCUGAAUCUUCUUCUGAGUCUUCUUCUGAAUCUUCUUCUGAGUCUUCUUCUGAGUCUUCUUCAGAAUCUUUUAAAUCUUCAACAGAGUCUUCGACCGAAUCUUCGACCGAAUCUUCUUCUGAAUCUUCUGCUCCAUCUUCCAGUCCUUGUUUCUCCGUUGAUACAACAACUUGUCAAAAUGUUUGCAACAAUGUAAACUCUAUGGCUUCCGAUCUUACUUAUAAUUAUAAUCAAUUUGUAUCCAACAAUAACCCCUCCUUGUUGUGUCCAUUUAUUAAUGCUCACGAUGAUUACACAACUUGUAUGCAAUGUGUCAAUUACUACUACGAAGAUUUUGGCCUGGAAUCCCAAUAUAUACUUAAUAUUUUUCUUACUUGGGGUCUCUGUGAUGUUACAUUUGACUUUCCCAUAAGUUGUGAUAAUCCCCAAAAUGCUUGUAUUGCAGGCGAUGAAACAUCUUGUCAAGGUUACUGUGAUUAUUAUAUUUGGUUACAUUCAGCUAUAGAGAUUAAUAUGAAUAACUAUCUCAUCAAUUCAAACGAUAAAGACAGUUUUUGUGGGUUUGUUUAUAAUAAUUUGCCAGAUAGUCAAUCCUGUUACCAAUGUCUCAAAGCUAACCCGGGAAACAAUUAUGGGAUACCCAUAGCUGAUAUUUCUGCCGCAAUUUUUUCAUUUGCAUAUUGUGCUAUUGAUCUAGGCAAUUAUGAAAUAUGCCCUGCUGAAUCUUCUACUGAAUCAUCCACCGAGUCUCCCACCGAGUCUUCUACUAAAUCUUCUACUGAAUCCUCAACUCCUUCUUCCAAUCCUUGUUUCUCCGUUGAUACAACAACUUGUCAAAAUGUUUGCAACAAUCUAAACUCUUUAGCUUCAAACCUUAAUUAUUACUAUAUCCAAGCAGUCGCCACCGAUAACAAUAUACUUUUGUGCCCAUUCAUUAAUGCCCACGAUGAUUAUACAACUUGUAUGCAAUGUGUCAAUUACUACAACCAAGAUUUCGGCUUGGGAUAUGAUCAUAUAUCAAGAAUUUUUUUUUCUUGGGGUCUCUGUGAGGUUUCAUUUAAUUUUCCUGCAAGUUGUGAUAAUCCCCAAUAUGAUUGUGUUGCAGGCGACGAAAAAACUUGUCAAGGUUACUGUAAUUAUUACUUUUCGUUAUUUACACCCACAUUAACUAUGAUCAAUGCCUACCUUGAUGAAUUAAACGAUAAAGAAGAUUUCUGCGAUUAUGUCAAUAAUGGUUUGAUGAAAGGUCAACAUUGUUAUAACUGUCUCAGAGCUAAUCCAGGAGAUUACUAUGGGCUAGCAAGUAAUUAUCUUAACGUACAACUUUUUGCCUUUGCAUAUUGUGGUGUUGAUCUAGGGAAUUAUGAAAUAUGCCCUGCUGAAUCUUCUUCUGAAUCUACUUCUGAAUCUUCUUCUGAAUCUUCUUCUGAAUCUUCUUCUGAAUCUUCUUCUGAAUCUUCUUCAGAAUCGUCUUCAGAAUCGUCUUCAGAAUCGUCUUCUGAAUCGUCUUCAGAAUCGUCUUCAGAAUCGUCUUCAGAAUCGUCUUCAGAAUCGUCUUCAGAAUCUUCCUCUGAAUCUUCAACGGAGUCUUCAACGGAGUCCUCCACAGAAUCUUUUUUUGAAUCUUCUUCUGAAUCUUCUUCUGAAUCUUCUUCUGAAUCUUCCUCUGAAUCUUCUUCAGAAUCGUCUUCAGAAUCUUCUUCUGAGUCUUCUUCUGAGUCUUCUUCAGAAUCUUCUUCUGAAUCUCCUUCAGAAUCUUCUUCUGAAUCUUCUUCUGAAUCUUCUUAUGAAUCUUCUUCUGAAUCUUCUUCUGAAUCUUCUUCUGAAUCUUCUUCUGAAUCUUCUUCUGAAUCUUCUUCUGAAUCUUCUUCUGAAUCUUCUUCUGAAUCUUCUUCUGAAUCUUCUUCUGAAUCUUCUUCUGAAUCUUCUUCUGAAUCUUCUUCUGAAUCUUCUUCUGAAUCUUCUUCUGAAUCUUCUUCUGAAUCUUCUUCUGAAUCUUCUUCUGAAUCUUCUUCUGAAUCGUCUUCAGAAUCGUCUUCAGAAUUGUCUUCAGAAUAUUCAACAGAGUCUUCGAUUGAAUCUUCAAUAGAGUCUUUAAUGAAGUCUUUGACCGAGUCUUCCGCUAAAUCUUCUUCUGAGUCGUCAACGGAGUCUUCAACAGAGUUGUCUUCAAAAUCUUCAAUAGAGCCUUUAAUGGAGUCUUCCUCUGAAUCUUCUUCAGAAUCGUCUUCAGAAUCUUCUUCUGAGUCUUCUUCUGAGUCUUCUUCAGAAUCUUCUUCUGAAUCUCCUUCAGAAUCUUCUUCUGAAUCUUCUUCUGAAUCUUCUUAUGAAUCUUCUUCUGAAUCUUCUUCUGAAUCUUCUUCUGAAUCUUCUUCUGAAUCUUCUUCUGAAUCUUCUUCUGAAUCUUCUUCUGAAUCUUCUUCUGAAUCUUCUUCUGAAUCUUCUUCUGAAUCUUCUUCUGAAUCUUCUUCUGAAUCUUUUUUUGAAUCUUCUUUUGAAUAUUCUUCUGAAUUUUCGACCGAGUCUUCGACCGAGUCUUCCGCUAAAUCUUCCUCAGACUCGUCAACGGAGUCUUCGACUGAGCCACCUUCUGAAUUAUCUUCUGGAUCUUCCUUUGAAUCUUCUUCAGAGUCUUCUACGGAAUUUUCAACGGAAUCUCCUAUGGAGUCCUCCUCCGAGUCUUCUUUUGCAUCUUCUUCUGGGUCGUCUUCUGAGUCUUCUUCUGAAUCUUUAAUGGAGUCGUCUUCAGAAUUUUCUUCAGAGUCGUCUUCUGAAUCGUCUUUGAAAUCUUCUACAGAGUCUUCUUUUGAAUCUUUUUCAGAGUCGUCUCCAGAAUCUUCUUUAAAAUCUUCAACGGAGUCUUCAAUCGAGUUGUCUUCAGAAUCUUCUUCAGAAUCUUCUUCAGAAUCUUUAAUGGAGUCUUCAAUCGAGUCUUCCUCUGAAUCUUUUUUUGAAUCUUCAACCGAGUAUUCCUCUGAAUAUUCUUCUGAAUCGUCUACCGUGUCUUCAAUUGGGCCGUUUUCAAAAUUUUCUUCAGAAUCUUCUUCUGAGUUUUCUUCUGAGUUUUCUUCUGAGUUUUCUUCAGAGUCUUCAACCAAGUUUUCUUCUGAAACUUCUUCAGAGUUUUCUACAAAAUCUUCAACGGAGUCUUUAACGGAGUCUUCAGUCGAGUUUUCUUUUGAAUCUUCUUCUGAACCUUCAAUCAAAUCUUCAACCGAGUCGUCUUCUGAAUUUUCUUCAGAGUCUUCUUCAGAAUUUUUGACAGAGUUUUCUUCAGAAUCUUCUUCAAAACCUUCAACCGAGUCUUCAACUGAGUCUUCCUCUGAAUCAUCUUUUGAAUUUUCUUCUGAAUCUUCAACCGAGUCUUUCAAGGAAUCUUUAAUUGAGUCUUCUUCUGAGUCUUCUUCUGAGUCUUCUUCUGAGUCUUCUUCUGAGUCUUCUUCUGAGUCUUCUGAGUCUUCUUCUGAGUCUUCUUCUGAGUCUUCUUCUGAGUCUUCUUCUGAGUCUUCUUCUGAGUCUUCUUCUGAGUCUUCUUCUGAGUCUUCUUCUGAGUCUUCUUCUGAGUCUUCUUCUGAGUCUUCUUCUGAGUCUUCUUCUGAGUCUUCUUCUGAGUCUUCUUCUGAGUCUUCUUCUGAGUCUUCUUCUGAGUCUUCUUCUGAGUCUUCUUCCAAGUCUUCUUUUAAGUCUUCUUCUGAACCUUCUUCUGAUUCUUCAACGGAGUCUUCAACGGAGUUAUCAACUGAUUCUUCAAUCCAAUCUUCAAUUGAUUCUUCAAUCCAAUCUUCAAUUGAGUCUUCAAUCGAGUCACCAACGGAGUUUUUUACCAAGUCAUAUUUUGAUUAUUCUUUAGAAUCACUUACAAAGUCUUUUACUGAGUCUUUUACUGAGUCUUCUACCGAGUUUUCUACCGAGUCUUCUACCGUUGUUUCCUCUGAAUCUUCUGAAUCUUCAACCAAGUCUUCUUCUGAAUGGUCUUCUGAAUUUUCGACCAAGCCUUUUUCUGAUUCUUUCUUUGAUUCUUUUUCUGAUUUUUUUUCUGAAUCUUCCAUCGAGUUUUAUUCACAAUUUUCAUCUAAAUCUUCCCUUGAAUUAUCUUCCAUUAUACCCACGGUAUUCUCCACUGAAUCUUUAUCUGAGCUGUCUUCAUCAGAAAUUGCUUCUGAGCAUUCUUCAAUUUUAUCUUUGUUUGAACCCUCUUCUGUUCAAUCCUCUGCUUCUGAUUCUGGUUUUGAAACCCCCACAUUUUCAAAUCCCGAAACUUCUUUCAUCAUUGAAGAAACUUCUUUCGUUUCUGCUACACCCAGUGAAGUCCCCAAUUUUGACUCUUUUAUUGAGUCAAUCAGGAAAGCUAUUCUUGAUGCCGUUUCCUCUAUUGAUGAGCUUGGACAGCUUACUGAUCUUGUUGCUUCUAUCAUUGAUUUGUUCCUCAGUGUUCUUCAAUCUGAAUCUAACAAGGUAUUUUCAAUCUUAUUUAACGGCAGCAUCGUUCUCAAGCGUGCUUCUUCUAUUGAAGAAGCUAUCAUUAUUUUCAAUGAGUUCAUUUUUGGUCUUUCUACUUGGUUCAAAGAAUCUUCUUACACAGAUUUCUUGUCUCUGAUUAGCCAGAUUCGCAAUUAUGCCGAUCCUUCUCUUGUGGAGUCAUAUGUCAGAUUGGCUACAGUUGCCACUCUUACAUCUGCUCAAGAAGCCAUCUCAAGUUUUGAAAAGCAAAGUACUGAGUUUAGUGCUGUUGCAGAUAGCUUCUACAUUGUUUACGGGAAGUUUAUUGCUGAUAUUAUUUAUGCAUUGUAUCCUCAUUCCAGCGAGUCUUCAACAUCUACAUCUACAACUACUUCUACCUCAUCCACUUCUUUAACUUCGUCCAUUGCUUUAACCUCGUCCACCACUUCAACCUCAUCUAUCACUUCCAUUUCCUCCGCCACUUCUGCUUCUACUGGCAUUUCUUUAGCUACGUCUUCCACUGCUACUACUUUUGCUGCUGGUACCACCACUGUUAUUUUCACUGUCACCAGAUACACCACUACUGUCACAACUAGUGGUACUGUUACUAACACAGUUACGGAGCCUUGUGAGACAACCACUGAGACUAUUGUGAUUGCACCUGAAACUACAUACACUAUCACUGAGCCAUGCUCCAAGUGCUCAACCAAGACUUUUACUAUUUCUACUAUUGCCAUCAUCACUUCCACUCUUGCCAAUAGCCAGGUUACCACAAUCGCCACAACAGAGGAAGUGCCAGUAACUGUUGAGGUCACCAAGCUUCCAAGCUCUGGGUACACUUUCAUUACUUAUACUGGCACCAUUGAAGUUCCAGGCACCACGGAGACUGUGACUGAAGUUUGCACAGUUUGCAAGACCGAUACGGCAGUUUAUACAGGUGUUACCACGAUUACGAAAACAUCUGGUGGCAGUGUUGUUACUUUUACUGAGCCUUGUGAAUCCACAUAUACUGUUGUCGAAUCACCCGUCACUUGCAGUGGAGUUACCAGUACCGUGACUUCUACUUUGUACGAAACUGAAACCCCCAAGAUUUAUACCACAGUUUCAAGCGGUUUUACCACAUAUAUCACUACUUCUGGUGACUCUGUUGUUACUGUUACUGAACCUUGUACAACUACUUACACCAGUAACUCUGGUGAUACUGUUUUUACAGUCAUAGAGCCUUGCUUGACAACCUUUACAGUUGUCGAGUCGGAGACCACAUCUGGCGGUACUGUAAUUACAGUCACAGAGCCCUGUGAGACAACAUACAUGGUUGUCGAAUCUGCUGUCUCAUCAUCGGGCAUUUUUGCUACUUUGACCUCCACAUAUAGUUCCGGCAUAAAGACCUACACAACAGUUGUGAGCGGUGUUUCCAGCUGUGUGUCUACAUUGAAUGGUCCUACUGUUGUAAGUUUAACUCAACCCUACGAGUCAACAUAUACUAUUGUUGAAUCAGUUGUGGUUAGUUCGGGGACAGUAGCAAGUAUUGUAACGUCUACUGUUACCCCUGCCACCUCGUCAAGCAUUUCUAUUUCUGAAGAGGUUUGUACAGUUUGUGCAACCAAAACGUCCAUUUCUAGUGGAUUAACUACGUACACCACUUAUUUCAAUGGCUUUGAAGUGACGAUAAUUGAGACCUGUGCAACUACCUAUGAGGUUGUGGAGUCUCCAACAGUUUCUGCGGGGAUUACGAUGGUGAUCAUGCUGAGCACUGUUGCAAGCAUCCCAAGCGACAUUGUUAUUGUCCCCAUGGAAUCAUCAGAAACCACUGGCUCUUUGACAGGUAUAAUACCCACCGUUGCUGUUUCAACCUCCAUAGGUAAAAUUCUGGAGUCUUCAUUUUUGGCUGGAGUUGAAAGCUCUGUUGAACAGUCAAAUGGCAGUGAGGUGAUCGGAACUACAAAGGCUCCAGCCAGCACUUCGGUAGAUAUAAUUGCUCAAGUGUUCAGUGAGAAGACCACUCUUGCGCAAGUUAACUCGGGAAUGACUUCAGUUGUUCACCACCUUACACUUUUGGUGUUGUUUGCAUUUACAUUAUUUAUAUAA